Messenger RNA from Notodromas monacha, 1941 nucleotides. The record is from the annotation of a GenBank genome assembly. NCBI's taxonomy places the organism in Eukaryota, Metazoa, Arthropoda, Ostracoda, Podocopida, Cyprididae.
AUGCUCGGCGGUUUGCGCUCCGGGAUGAGUGGCAAGUUUCAAUCGCUGCAAAACAGUGCGUCGCACGCCAAAGACCAUCAGAAAACCUGGCCCAAAAAGACCCAAUAUCAGUCCCUGUCCGGCGGGUUCUCCGUCUCCAUGUUCUCGCGUCGCGUUCGCCGCCAUUUGCGCCUCUGCUCCUGCAUCCAAUUCCUCAGCAUAUCCGCACUCAUCUGGCUCCUGAUCACCCUCAUCUCCCCGGAGAACGUGAUCCAAAACUACCCGGAGGAACUGGACCAGCAGCAGGAGCAGCAUCAGAUGCCGCGCACCAUGGACAGCCUCUUCGAUGGUGCCAAGGAGUUGCAACGUUUCCCGAAGCCGGAUUACCAGCGAGUUAAUCCCUACGGGGAUUCAGCAGGGGCAGCAGCAGAAUCGCCUGUGCUACUGCUGGAAGAUGGCGAUGAUGAGAAUAAGAAGCCGGUGGCGGUCUUGGCGGCUGCGAGAAGAUUGCGGAGGCGGAAAGAGGGCGGCCCGGAUGAAGACGGCGGCGAGGGGAACCUGGCGCCGCCGGAAAUGUUGGAACACCCCGGAGAGAUGGGGUCCCCGGUGACGUUGCCGUCGAAUGAAUCCAUGCCCCUGGAGAUGCGGCUCCAGGUGGAGAAGGGAUGGCAGCAGAACGGGUUCAAUUUGUUCGUCUCGGACAUGAUAUCUGUCCGGCGGACGUUGCCGGACGUUCGGCACGAAGCAUGUAAGAAGCUUGUAUACCCCAAAAGACUUCCGAAGGCUAGCGUCAUACUUUGUUUCAACAAUGAAGCGUGGUCGACGUUGUUGCGAUCUGUACACUCGAUCCUUGACCGAACACCAGAGCAUUUAUUGCAAGAAAUUCUUUUGGUUGAUGACUUUUCCGAAAGGGAUCACUUGAAAGAACCAUUGGAUUCCUACAUGGAAAGAUUUCCGAAAGUCAAAAUUGUUCGCUUGCGAAGACGUGAAGGUCUUAUUAGAGCGAGAUUAGCUGGUGGCCGCGUAGCACGGGGUUCAGUUCUCGUAUAUCUGGAUUCUCACAUUGAAACAACCGAAGGUUGGAUGGAGCCAUUACUUUUUAGAAUUUCGCAGAACUGGAGCAACGUGGUGGUCCCCAUCAUCGACAUUAUUUCGGAUGAUACAUUUGAGUAUCGCGGGAAGUCGAGUGAUCCAAUUAGCGUCGGUGGAUUUGACUGGAGCUUAAUUUUUGAUUGGCACACUUUACCUGAACGUGUCCAGAAAACCCUGGCAAGUCCGAUUCAACCAGUACCCAGUCCUACAAUGGCUGGCGGUCUCUUCGCCAUUGAUAAAAAGUUUUUUGAGCAUCUGGGAACGUAUGACGAAGCUAUGGAUUUCUGGGGUGGAGAAAACCUUGAAUUAUCAUUCAAGGCAAGGCACAUCUUCAGGCAUCGGUCUCCUCUAACUUGGCCAUACGGCCGAAACGUGAUGCGGAAGAACACGAUCCGCUUGGCGGAAGUUUGGUUGGAUGAGUACAAAACUUUCUAUUACGAUCGCAUAGGCGAUGAGAAGAACACUGAUGCCGGUGACUUGUCUUCUCGGAAAGAAUUGCGACGACGCCUGAAGUGCAAAUCGUUCAAGUGGUAUCUAACAAACGUGUAUCCAGAAAUGUUUGUGCCUUCGGAAGCAGUUGCGCGAGGCGAAGUUCGUAAUAUGGCGUAUGGACACGUGUUCUGUAUGGAUUCGCCGGCGAAGAAAACCAAUUUGCAUGCUUCUGUCGGAGUGUAUCCUUGCCACCGGCAGGGUGGCAAUCAAUAUUGGUUUCAUACCCGAGCUGGUGAAAUCCGUAGAGACGAAUUUUGUUUGGACUACGCUGGACAAAAUGUGAUGCUCUAUCAGUGUCACGGUGGUGGCGGGAAUCAAAAUUGGAGCUAUAACCCUCACGUUGGUCAAUUGGCUCCUGUCAUUCCAGUCGACUCUUAA